This is a messenger RNA of Rhineura floridana, 2239 nucleotides long. RefSeq names its product family with sequence similarity 47 member E (gene FAM47E). Lineage: Eukaryota; Metazoa; Chordata; Lepidosauria; Squamata; Rhineuridae. Bases 1 to 1275 code for a protein of 424 amino acids. The transcript is spliced from 8 exons. The record is from RefSeq and is a predicted model, not a curated record.
AUGGGAGGCUGGUCACCGGGGCAAGAUGGAACAGGACCCUACAGGUAUAAGGAAAAAUUGCCUUCCAAGUGCUUUCAAGAGCGCAUCACUAACAAAGAGAGGUUUUCUGAUGCCCUCAAUGCCCAGCGAUGGAGGUUUUUGAAAAGUGGCCUGGAUGAUUUUAGAAACGGCUACCCUCCCCCUUCUGACAACAUCAUAAUCCGAGGCAAACAGGGGCCUGUGCCGAUAAUUCUACAUUACAAAAAAACAGAUGCAUCACAGAUUGUGCCAUACACAGCCAGAGAACUGCAGACCAGAAGUGAAGUCAUUUACUCCAAGCUCAGUGCAGCCCAGAGAGCCAAGAAGGACUACAUUGCGCAGACCGAGCGUUGCCUGACCCAACACCCACUAGCCCUUUUCCCUCAUUUGGAGGAAAGUGUGCCCCCAAAGCUUUUUCACGAUGUCGUGAGGCUCCUGGACCCUGAAAUGCAUCUGGCUAGAGACUCACCUGAAUAUAGUAAAACUGAAGUGAUUCCCCCUACGAUUCAGUAUCAGCUGCAUCAGUAUGAAAUUAAACCAGAGAAAGGCUACAGCUCAACAACCCUGCCCUGGGUGACUAAAAGCAAGAAUCCUUACACAUGGUUUAGUAAAAAAGAGGUGGCUGAGAGAGAAAGUGCAGCCAAAAUUGCCUAUAUUCCUCCCUUGGAUGAGAAUGUAAAGCGUGUAACAAAGGAGUUCUGUGAAUGGGUCAGCUCAAUGGGAGGUGAAAAAUACAACAUCGAUGAAGCCACUAUCAUGAAAUUGUUCGACACAAGAUAUGAAAGCAAAGCCAAGUCGUCAGCCCCCAUGAAAAUUGUGCAGCUGUACAAUGUACCAGCAGAGCUGAAGGAGUGCCUGGGGAGUAUUCCAGUCCUGAGAACUAAGAAGAGCUCUGUGAAGCGGACACCUUCUGAGCCAAAAUGGGAAAAGAUUAAAUAUGGAGCCUGGUAUCUCCACCCCAAGAAAUGGAAAAAGAAAAAAGUCAGUGACCAGGAAGAAACCCCUGAAUGUAUGCGAAGCUAUUUGAAUUUAAGGAAGAAGACGACCCAAAAGGAGGAGGAGAAAAGGCCACUUCAUGGAACCUACGCUUUUGAGCAAUUCCUUGAAAAGAAAGGCUACAGGAAGCCUGAGUUUCUUCUGCAGAUGUUGGCUGCAAGUAGUUCUGACAGGCCAUUAGAUGAGAAUGGAUCUUCCUCAAGGAAACUAUCUCUGAAGGUCCUUGAAGAAUUAAGAUUGCACUCUUCCUCAGUCUUCUAAGUAUCCAUCCUGGUCAGCGAGAGCUUGUUUUUUCUUUUGAAAAACCAAGGCAGAAAGUUACUUGUAAUGAGGUCUCCAAAAUUAUCUCACCUUUUCCUUCUUCCCUUCAUCGGAAACUGCUGAGACAAAUGUAGUUUAUUAGACGUGCAGGGAAAUGAACUAAGGAGGUGAGGGCAUAAAACCCAAGUAAAGACUGGCCAUUAAAAAGUCUGGAAUACUACCAGAAUGUUUACACUUACCUAUUACAGGUGUAGUAGAAAGAGUUAUUCACAUAUUAGGAUAAAUGUAAUGCAGUUAUUGUGAGUGUAAGGUGGUAACUGUUGUUUAACAUGAUAAUUAACAUACUGAUUUUAAACACUGACUGUAUCUAAUAAAAAAGAUAUUUGACUCUGAGCUUGACCAACAUGACUGCCUGAUUUUGAUCUUGAGCAUAGUGUGAAUAUUUUAUUAUUGUUAUGCAGCGGACAGAAAACGUAUGUUCAGUCUUGAAUUUUAACCCACAAGGCUGCAGGAUGAGCCAGAUAGCUGCAACACAUCAAAGAGGUCUGAAUAAGCAGGCUACUCCAGCCAGGUCUGGGACUGAACUGAUGCCUUUUUUCCCCUGCAGGCCCCACUCCUUCCCUGAGGAAUGGAAGGCCUUAAAGGGAUUGUCCACUGUCUUGGAUACCAGGAGUGGUGGCUGGUGCUCAUUGAGACUGGUAGGGCAGAAAGGAGGGAGGCCAACAAUAGAUGGAGCAAGAGUCAAUGAGCCCUGGGCAUCUUUGGAGGAAGGUGCAGGAUAUAAAUCUUGUAAAUAAAUGGCAGGAAUGAGCCAAGUGAUUCUAGUUUUGUCGCUAUCCUCCUCUGAGUUCUACAAGGGCAAAGCUAAGGGGAGAAGGAUACUGACAGGCAGGGCCACCCUCUGACUGACUGGAAGUUAAGAAAGCUGGCAGGCAGAGGCUGCCUCAGGGCUAGGGUUGCCAGG